AAGCUGACCAUUAGAAGCAGAAGCUGAGCGUGUGGCUAUCAACUCUGGCAUGGCCUCUAUAUUUUCCUGGAAAACUUAAAAGAAAGACCAAACCGGCCUAGCCUUAGCGGAAUGCGUGACCUUUGCUGCGGGAAGAGAUCUUCCGCGCGGAAUCUGCACCUAACAACAACAUUCCCAAAAUCCUGAGCGCGACGACGUGGGAAGGUGAACUGCCCGACGCGGAAACAAUAUACCUGUCGCAGCUGAUCUCGAGAGUCCCGAGGAAGACAAGAAGGCGACAAAGUGGUACGCGCUGGUGAGGAGGACUCAGAUCAGAUACAACCACAGUAUCAAUUCCGGUAUGGCUUUCGCUGAAGCGUCCGGCAUAGAGAGCUCUUCAAACUCGAAUGCAGAAAUGUCCGGUAGUGGACAUAAGCGCAAGCGGACUCCGAUUGAUGAGGGAAGACAGUCCGCUCCUCCUCCCGCCCCCCAUUCCGGCGGCGUAACUCAGAUCAACUACUUGAUGAGGGCGAAGGCGGAGAGGCUUAAGCUUAUUGAGGGGGAUAGCGAAACUUUCAGUGAUAUCUUGGGUAUGAUUGAUGAUUAUGAAGGUGUUCUUCAACGUCACGAAUCACUUGCCGCAAAUCUUGGAGCGAAAUUGGUUGGACCUCUGCUCCUGAAGUCCUUCGAGAAACUGUUUGAUGGCCCUAUCAGAACUAUCACAGCAUCGUUUGCUCUAGAACAAUCGCCAGUGUCAUGGCUCGAUGUUGUCACAUUUGCGCGAACAAACCCAUUGGAUUUCGGACUUUCUGAUAGCGGUUCAGGUGCGAAGGCUUGCCGAUUUUGGAUCAAAGGAGGCCAAGUUGAGAUCUCUGAGGAUGACUAUCGACUAGUCAUGUCUGGUGGUCCUGAGAGAAUGAUUCCAACUCAAGCACUUCCAGAAGAUGAGACAGCCGAACUCGAAACACUUAAUAUCUUGGAAAAUAGACUUGUAAUGCUCAUCAAGAGAGCGGAUGCUGUUGCCAGCAAGGCAAGACAACUCAACUACCACCUCAAAGGUCGUAAAACCGCAGUUCUGAGCAAGAAAGUAACCGAACAAACUGGUAACCUAGAUCCGGAGAACAGGAAUUUUACGCCUCAGCCUUUCUCACAUACUAGUUCACGAUCAAACGGCGAGAGCUUGAAGAUCCAACAACAUCUCCUCGACCAAUUCACAGCAGCCCGGAGACAGUCCAUACCACACGGCCGGCCUAAAACAAGCAGUCGUAUACCUACAAUUGAAACCCCCGGCUUUCACACCUUUAACGGACAGGAUCCAGAUUACCGACGACUAUCCCAUCCUCUGACAGUAUCAGAAGACGGCAACGAGGGCCAGUACCGCGUCCUCAUAGCCUCUAAAAUCGAAAAGCUCAGCCGUGGCGACCCCAUCUACCCACCAUGUGAUAGAUGCCGGCGUCUAAAAUUCGACUGUACGAAACACCUCACGGCCUGUCAAGCAUGCACGAAGAAGCACGCUAAGUGCUCCUGGAAAGACAUUAAAGACGGCGAACUCGAGUACAUGCCUCACCUCCCAAUAGUCUCCCAGCAUCAAGAUCCGGAAAGCAGGCAGGCUAGUGCACCGUAUGAAGAGAAUCUAGACCCAGGCCUGAGGACAGGAGCAGCUGCGGCUACGGGGCCGGGAGUAGGGAUAGGAGGCCAUCCUAUGAUAGCGCAGAGCUCGGAUCAAGGGAGUGAGCAUGCGGUUUUGACGCAGAUUGCUACUGCGGCGGCAGGUCGAUGAACUUCUUCUGCUUCGCAAGCCCGGCACAGAGCGAAGACAAAGGAGAAGAAGAAAGAAUUCAUAGUCAGAUUCUUGUUUAGAGUUAAUAGAGCACAGACAGAGAAGAGAAACAAGCAAAGAGAAAGCACAGAACUUAAUAUGGAAUUUUUGAGAUCGUGGCGUAUAGAAUAUCAAUGCUACCUCUGUACAAGCAGUCGUAUUUGUAUACACAACCAGUUAGCAUCAAGCUCUGUCUGUAACUUCUCUCUUCAACAAUUUUCUUGUCCCCGUACCCGCUGUCAAAACGAAAAUUCCUACCUAGUAUAGAACGGGGGUCGAGGCUGGGCCUGGACCCCACGUCCAAUAGAAAUCCUUACCCUUGCCGCGACAAAAACAAAGGAAAAGAAACAUAUCAAGCCAACGAUUCAAAGAUAUACCCACUUUGAACGCCCUGUCGCUGUGUCCAAAUUUUGGUAGCACAUCCCUAUCCCUAAUAAUCCAGACCGAUUUCGGUUUUGAUUUCGCUUCCCAAUCUGUUGGAAUUUCAGCACAGACGGACGGAUCUCGGAAUCGGAAUCAAGAAAUCCAGAUCCGCCACACCUGCCGCGACAAGUGGCAUGAUAUUAAUACUCUUGUUGUG
Molecule: messenger RNA, 2378 nt
Organism: Cadophora gregata
Lineage: Eukaryota; Fungi; Ascomycota; Leotiomycetes; Helotiales; Ploettnerulaceae
Exons: 4
Coding region: 341-1759 (472 amino acids)
Biological process (GO): regulation of DNA-templated transcription
Molecular function (GO): zinc ion binding; DNA-binding transcription factor activity, RNA polymerase II-specific
Source: RefSeq, a predicted model, not a curated record